CUCCGUCGCCGCCGUCGCGAGUUCGACCUCGCCGUGCUCCACCUCCGCCACCCGCAUCGUCGCCGUCGUCUCCACCUUCCUCCGCGCUCGCACGCGCGCGGGCACCUCCAGAUUUGAUGGGACUAUAACUGAAAGUCUGAAAAACCUUCUGUGUUAAGCUUCUGAAGGGACCCACCUGCAGAACGUGAUGGCCACCCUUUACCAAUUUAGCGGGCGAAAAUUUGCUGCUACAGGCUAUACACUUUUGAUUUCACUAUUCUUUUUCUUGUAUGCACCACAUGGGAUCCUCUUGAACAAGAAACCUUCCAAUUUCAAAAUAGUACCAUCUAGGUCGUUGCGUGAGAUUAGCAUCAGUUCAAGAAGUGUACAGAGGGUUAAUAAUUCCAUAGAGUUUGUUACAAACCUGAAUGAACGUAAUGCAGAAAUUGGGCAACAUAUGGAAGACAGCACUCAUAAUAUCAUCAAUGCAACUGCAAAUGUGACCUCUGAGUGGAGCAUUGUCAAGGAGGAAUUCACAUUUCCAGCUGGAAGUGCUCCCUUCAAUAGCUGCCAUGCUUCUACUAUUGUAGAGACUGAGAAAGACAGUUUUUUGGUGGCUUAUUUUGGUGGGUCCAUGGAAGGCGCUCCUGAUGUGAAGAUUUGGUUGCAGAGAUACAUCGAUGGCUGCUGGCAUACUCCACAAGUGGCCGAUGAACAAGAUGAGGUACCCAUGUGGAAUCCCGUUCUAUUUCAGCUCCCUUCUCGUGAGCUGCUUCUCUUCUACAAGAUUGGCCAAGAAGUCCAAAAGUGGAGUGGUGCCAUAAAAAGAUCUCUGGAUGGUGGCAUAACCUGGUCGGGGAGAGAGCAGCUACCACCUGGCAUCCUUGGUCCUAGUAAGAAUAAGCCUUUUUUGGUUGAAGAUGGGCGCCUGCUAUGUGGGUCAUCUGUUGAAAGCUGGAACUCUUGGGGUGCAUGGCUUGAGGUCACAAAAGAUGCCGGACGAACGUGGCGGAAGUAUGGCCCUAUAUAUAUUGAAGGUGAAACACUUGGGGUGAUCCAACCAGUUCCCUACCUGACUGCCAAUGGGACUAUUCGGAUGUUGCUGCGAUCUUUUGAGACAAUUGGCCGUGUCUGCAUGGCUGAUUCCAGUGAUGGGGGUGUAACAUGGAGUUAUGUGCACGAGACUGAGCUUCCAAACCCAAAUUCUGGUAUUGAUGGAGUUAAGAUGAAGGAUGGGAGAGUACUUCUUGCUUACAACACCUUUUCCAGAGGAACACUAAAAGUUGCAGUCUCCAUGGACGACGGUGAUUCAUGGAACGAAGUGAUGACAUUGGAAGAUACUGAAGGCAUGGAGUUUUCAUAUCCUGCAGUAAUCCAGACCAUGGAUGAGUUCAUACAUAUCACAUAUACAUACAACCGGACACAGAUUAAGCAUGUUGUUCUUCAACCUAGCGGCAUAGUGAGGUUGUGAGUCUGCAACUAUUGGGAGAGUUAUUGCUGGCAAUUGCAAUGCACAUAAGUUUUUCACAUCAUAUUGGCUGGACUCUGCUGCUGUGGUUCUCAAUGAUUUUUUGGGGCUAUAUUUGGUCAUUUGAAUAAUUCUUGCAGUUGUAACCUAGUCGAUAAUGUUCCUGAUUCCUAUCAACAAUGGUAUUGGAACAUCUGUACAUAUGCCCCACAGUUUAGCAUAAUGUGUUUCAUACAAGGCUAUUCUUCAUGCUGUGAUAAUCUAAGAUAUUAGUACUUUAAGUGAGAACGUGCGAUGCCCCUUUUGCUGUGAUACAACUUCCAGCAAAUAAAUUAUGGUUAUCUUGGUAAAAUUAUAUAUCUAUCUUUUUUUUUAAAGAAAGACUUCAUAUUGGGUAGGGCUCCAUAAUAUGCUUGUACAAUGAUCCUAUAGAAAGCAGACGAACCUUCUUACAUUAUCAUCCAGGUACUGUAAUCUUUAACCUGGUAUGUACUAAAUUGAGCUUUUCUUUAUUAGUACUACAAUAGGUUGGAAUAUAGUAAAAUUGUUCUGUCUUGACUCUUGGAUCUAUCAAAACUGUACACUGCAGAAGAUGAAAUAUCUAUUGAACUAGUUGGUUUCAACAAAAAAAAAACUCAGUUGGAAUCUGGUUUAGGGUUGCUAGCAUAUUUUUGGUAAACAGUAUGUACCUGGGAUUUUUCUCAUAACAGAGCACCAGAACAGCAAUUCGUAAUUAUUUAGAAUUUUUAGAUGUUAAGCAACCAUAAUCAUGGUUAGUAUAUCAAAAACCAACACUAUAUAAGGAUAAUAAAAGAAAAGACAAAAUUAUACACUGGUAUACAACUUCUGAAGUUCAUUGUCCCCACUCACACACAGGUCACCAAAACCAACAGGAACAAAAAAAAUAUUUUUAUAAAUAUCCAACAUCUUGUGGCAGGAACCAACUAUAUAAUAAGCACCCAUGUGAUUCUACAGUAAACAAAGAGUUGUGCCAGUUAUAUCAAGCAUUUAUGAAGGCAAUGGACUCCCAUUCUCCUUCUCCUCUGUGUGAAGAGAUCUUCAAAUUUACAUGUGAAGUUGUGAUCUUGUGCACUCUUUGAUAUACUCUUGCAAGUUGGAAGUUACUCUGACUUGUGGCACUUGAUAUCCCAUUCAAGUUUCUUUCUCUUUGUUGCUGAAGUGGGGCUUGCAGUUUGACCUACUCUCU
Messenger RNA from Oryza brachyantha (malo sina), 2654 nucleotides. RefSeq lists its product as uncharacterized. The record is from RefSeq and is a predicted model, not a curated record. Lineage: Eukaryota; Viridiplantae; Streptophyta; Magnoliopsida; Poales; Poaceae. The transcript has 10 exons. The coding region runs from base 188 to 1450 and encodes 420 amino acids.